Molecule: messenger RNA, 2090 nt
Organism: Sipha flava (yellow sugarcane aphid)
Lineage: Eukaryota; Metazoa; Arthropoda; Insecta; Hemiptera; Aphididae
Gene: mtm
Product: myotubularin-related protein 2
Exons: 11
Coding region: 145-2046 (633 amino acids)
Biological process (GO): dephosphorylation
Molecular function (GO): phosphatidylinositol-3,5-bisphosphate 3-phosphatase activity
Source: RefSeq, a predicted model, not a curated record
AAUUAUUACUUUGAAUGUUUAUACUUUCAACUAUGUAAUAUUCCAACAAGGAAUUUUGUUUUAUAAUUUCCGACCAUUAUUAUUUUGUUGGUAAAUAGUUUUAAAAUGUUAAUUUAAAAAAUUAAAAACCAAUUUUCAUUCAUAAUGGAUUUAAAUAAUAAGUUUCAAAAUAUGAGUUCCGAUUCAGACUCAAAAUCUAGUUCUUUAAAUUCAAAAGUUGAACAAGAAUCAGAAUCAAAUUCACCUACCAAAAGCCGCCGAUCAACCAGUUCUACAUCAAAUGAAAUUCCUUUCGUUGGAGAUAUAAAAUUAAGGAAUAAAAUACCAGAAAAUGUUGUUUCUAGCCGUUCUGACGAUCCACCAUUAUUACCAGGAGAAAAAGUGCAAGGUGUUGCUCGAGAUGUUACAUAUUUAUGUCCAUUUAGUGGUCCAGCUAGAGGUUGGUUAUCUGUAACCAACUAUAAACUAUAUUUUAAAAGUUUAGAACGUGAUACUCAGUUGGUCAUUGAAGUACCUUUGGGCGUGGUAAGUAGAGUAGAAAAAGUUGGAGGUCAGUCAAGUAGAGGAGAAAAUUCGUAUGGUAUUGAACUGUUCUGUAAAGAUAUGAGAAAUCUACGCUUUGGUCAUAAACAAGAGAAUCAUUCAAGGCGUAAUGUUUUUGAAAAGUUACAGCAAUAUGCUUUUCCUCUUUCUCACAGUAUUCCAUUAUUUGCCUUUGAAUAUACUGAAACAUUCCCAGAAAAUGGUUGGAAUGUGUAUGAACCUAUGGCUGAACUCAAAAGAAUGGGUGUUCCAAAUGAUACAUGGCAUAUUACCAAACUGAAUGAUGGUUAUGAUCUUUGUGAGACAUAUCCUGCUAUUCUAGCAGUUCCAGCUGGAGCAACAGAUGAAAUUAUAAGAAAUGCUGCUGCUUUUAGAAGUAGAGGUCGAAUACCAGUACUGAGCUGGUUACAUUCUGAAUCCCAAGCUACUAUAACAAGGGCAUCUCAACCCUUAGUAGGUGUUGGUGGAAAAAGGUGUCGUGAUGAUGAGAGAUAUACCCAACUUAUAGUUGAUGCGAAUGCCCAAUCACAUAAGCUUUACAUAAUGGAUGCAAGACCUAGUGCAAAUGCCAUUGCUAAUAAGGCUAAAGGAGGUGGUUAUGAACCAGAAGAUGCUUAUCAGAAUGCCGAACUAAUAUUUCUUGAUAUCCAUAACAUUCAUGUUAUGAGAGAAUCUUUAAGAAAAUUAAAAGAAAUAUGUUUUCCAAAUAUUGAUGAAACAAAAUGGUUAUCUGGAAUUGAAUCUACAUAUUGGUUAAAACAUAUCAAAUGUAUUUUAGCUGGAGCUUGCCGUAUUGUUGAUAAAGUAGAAAACCAUAAAACUUCAGUUUUAGUUCAUUGUUCUGAUGGAUGGGAUCGUACAGCUCAAUUAACUGCACUUGCCAUGGUACUUUUGGAUCCAUAUUAUAGAACUAUUAAAGGGUUUGAAGUUUUGAUUGAAAAGGAAUGGCUUAGUUUUGGACACAAAUUUCAACACAGAAUUGGCCAUGGAGAUGAUCACCAUUCAGAUGCUGAUAGAUCCCCUGUUUUUCUACAAUUUAUAGAUUGCGUAUGGCAGGUGACAUGCAUGUUUCCCAACGCAUUUGAAUUCAAUGAGUUAUUUUUAAUUACUAUUGUUGAUCAUCUAUAUUCCUGUAGAUUUGGAACAUUCCUUUUUAACAGUGAAAAGGAACGUUUACAAAAAGAAGUUAAACAAAAAACUGUUUCACUUUGGUCUUACAUCAACAGUGAUCUAGAUUUAUAUAAAAAUCCUCUAUACUGGCCUCAGCAACAUGCUCUUGAACCAGUUGCUUCAUUACGUUACAUUAAGAUGUGGAAAGGUCUAUAUUGUCGUUGGAAUCCAAGCAUGAGACCUCAAGAACCAAUUUAUCAAAGGACAAGAGAACUACUUCAUAUGAAAACACAACUAAUGAAAAUAUCAGAUGAUUAUCGAAGAGAACUGAAACAUAAAGCCUCAAGAAACACUUCUACUACUAACCGCUUAACAUCUCCUAUACACAUUUAAGUAUAAAAUAAUGAAUACUUCAUAUGAUAUCUCAUUUUUUUAAA